AUGGGCGGCGACGACUGGAGCUUCCUUGAUGAGGAGGUGGCGAGGCUGGAGAGGAAGGGCGGGAAGGGCGGGAAGGGCGAGGGGCGGCGGCGGCGCGGCGGCGGCGGCGGCGGAGGAGGCAAGCGCGACGCGACGAACGAAGGCCGAGACGCUCCGUUCGAUGAGUGGUCCGCGCUGGACGCGGAGCUCGCGCGCAUAGAGGGCAAGGGGAGGAGCGGGCGAGGCGAGACGCCCGCACGCGAGACGCAUCGACGGGAACCGCCUCCGCCCGCGCAUUCCCAUCCCCCGCGGCAGCAGCGGGAACAGCGGGAGCAUCAGGAGCGGCAACAGCAGCAGCAGCAGCAGCAGCAGCAGCAGCAGCAGCAGCAGCAGCUACGACGACAAUCUCCUCCGCCACCGCCCGCGCCCAAGGCGGACGACGACGAGGACCCCGCGACGCGCGCGGCUAAGAUGGCGGAGCGCGCGGCGAGGUUUGCGAACGAUGCGUCCACUCGCGCGGAACACGCCGCGAGUAACGCGGCGUCGCUCAAGUCCCGCCUCGGCCCUCCAACCCCGGCCCCAUCCAACGCCAAACCCAAUCGCCAUCGCGGCGACGAAGAACACGGAGCCCGCGCCGCCGCGAAGGCGACCGGCGCGGACGCCGUCACCGAGGACACCGCGCGUCACGCGGGUCACGCGUUGGUGGGGACGUGCGAGUCCAUGUGCCCCGACGCCGAGCGCGUGGACCGCGAGCGCAACGGCGAGAUCGAGCUCUUCGAGCGCGUCGACCCGGCGUCGCCUUCGUCGUCGAGCGCACAGCUGUGCGUCAAGAAGUUCACCCGCGUGGUGGAUAAUCCGUCGCCGUCGUCGAUACGAACGCGAACCGCGCUGGACAAGACGUGCGCGCACCUGUACGGGCUGCUGGGCGGACGGUGCGACUACCCGGACGGGGAGGUUUCGCUUCUCAGGCGGUCCAACUUUCUGUGGGACCGCCUGCGGUCGGUGCGACAGGACAUGGGGCUCCAGGGGUUGACGGCGGGGGGGUGGGCCGCGGCUAGGCUGGAGGAGAUGGCGCGGUUCGCCAUCGCGGCGGAGUACCUGCUCUGCGAGAACGUCGCCACGAUCCACGAACCGGACGGCCACAACAGCCACCUGCACAUAGAGCAGCUCGGCAAGACGCUCACCACCCUCGCCGCCGUGUACGCAGACGAGGGAAAAAACGGCGAAAAAGAGUCUUUCCCGAACAGGGCCGAGAUGACGUGCUACUCGCUGCUGCUGCGCAUGGACGAUCACGGGCCGUUCCGCAACUCCGCGUCCACGUUCCUCGCCGUGUUACGCGCCGCCCCGAGCGACGUGCAGCGCUCGCCCGAGGUGCAGUUCGCCCUGGACGCGAGGCGAGCGUACGCCGCCGUCAACGCGCCCGCCUUUUUCGCGCUGGUUCGGAGCAAACGGUGCUCGUACCUCCAGGCGUGUCUGCUGCACAAGUACUUCGACGCGCUGCGGUACAAGGCGCUGGAGUUGGCAAACUGCGUGAUGAACAAGUCUCCGCUGCCGAUGGAUGCCGUGGCGGCGGAGGUGCUGUUCGAAGAUUCGGCGGCGCACGCGGCGGAGAAGUGCGAGGCUUGCGGGUUGCUCGUGGAGAGGGAGGGCGAAUCUCUUUGGCUGCGCGUGAAGGAGGCGGCGUUCGCGGAGCCGGGGGUGGAGAAGGCGGCGAGGCGACGACGCGAGCGAUGGGUGGAGCGCAAGGCCCCGGCCAUCAAGAGCGCGAACAUGUUCAGGUGGCAGGCGUUGAUCACCGGUAAGGUGGGCCGAUGA
Molecule: messenger RNA, 1794 nt
Organism: Micromonas commoda
Lineage: Eukaryota; Viridiplantae; Chlorophyta; Mamiellophyceae; Mamiellales; Mamiellaceae
Exons: 1
Coding region: 1-1794 (597 amino acids)
Biological process (GO): mRNA export from nucleus
Cellular component (GO): transcription export complex 2; cytoplasm; nucleus
Source: RefSeq, a predicted model, not a curated record